Molecule: messenger RNA, 4491 nt
Organism: Camponotus floridanus (Florida carpenter ant)
Lineage: Eukaryota; Metazoa; Arthropoda; Insecta; Hymenoptera; Formicidae
Product: multidrug resistance-associated protein 4
Exons: 17
Coding region: 150-4391 (1413 amino acids)
Biological process (GO): transmembrane transport
Cellular component (GO): membrane
Molecular function (GO): ABC-type transporter activity; ATP hydrolysis activity; ATP binding
Source: RefSeq, a predicted model, not a curated record
AAAAGUGUGUCUCGAAAAUAAGGGGAGAAAAAGAGAAGAAGAGAUAAGUUGAGAAUGCCAAUUGUUUUAAUAUUUUUUAAAGACAGUCUAAGUUAUUGUUAAAUGUUAUAAGAUCUUUAAAAUUCUAAGAUUAUCGAUAGUGAAACAACAUGAAUAAGGACUCAAUUCGCAUGAAACGGAAUCCUAAGGAGACUGCGAAUAUCUUUAGUCAACUAUUUUUUUGGUGGAUGGCAGACUUGUUUAUAAAAGGCGCGAAGACUGAUUUGCAGGAAUCUGAUAUUUUUCAACCAUUGAAAGAAGAUGAGUCUAAAAAAGUGACAGAUCAUCUCGAAAAAUAUUGGAAUCGCGAAUUGCAAAAACUAAAAAAACUGGAAUAUACUGUGGACAAAAAUGGGCAGAAAAUGCCAUUGAAGAAGAAUGUUCGUCCGAAACUAUACAAGGCACUCUUCGGCGCCUUUUGGUUACCAUAUGCAAUUAUAGGAAUCUAUAUCUUUAUCCUGUCAUGCAUAUUGCGCAUUUUGACACCGAUUCUGCAAGGUUGGAUCAUCAGUUAUUUUACUCAAGAAUCAAAUUCAACAAGCCAAAUAGAAAAGAAUAAGACAAUGAUUUAUAUCGCAUGUUUAGUGAUUUGUCUUUUUAGUACCGCCUUGAUGUUCAACCAUAUUAACAUAAUGUCGCAACAAGUUGGCAUGAGAAUACGCAUUGCCUGCACCUCCCUUAUCUAUAGAAAGGUAUUGCGAUUGAAUCAAACAUCUUUAAGUCGAACCGGUACUGGACAGAUUGUGAAUCUUCUCAGCAAUGAUAUGAAUCGGUUCGAUUUAUUAACAUUAUAUCUGCAUUAUAUAUGGAUUAUGCCUAUUCAGAUCAUAAUUGUGGGAUACAUAAUGUGGCAGAAGGUCGGUGUUUCGAUUCUCAUAGGCAUCGGGAUACUAUUGAUAAUUAGCAUACCUGUUCAAGGAACUAUAAGUUUGCUAAGCCGUAGUAUUAGAGCCAUAAUCGCGCCAUUGACCGAUCGACGGAUACAGCUGAUGAAUGAGCUCGUAGCCGGGAUACAGGUAAUAAAAAUGUAUGCUUGGGAGAAGCCAUUCAACAAGAUUGUAUCGAUAACGAGAGCACUGGAGAUAAAAAAAAUUAAAUUCUCGGCAUACGUGCGCGCUACAAAUUUGGCUAUCAUAGUGUUUACGGAAAGGUUGCUGAUUUACUUUACAUUGAUAAUGUUCGUAUUAUCGGGAAAUAAUCUGAAUGAUGAUGUGACUUAUACUCUUGCAACAUUUUCUAACAUUCUUCAACUCACUGCGGCUUUGUUUUUUCCGCAAGCGCUUAUAGUACUUGGCGAAACGAUAAUAUCUAUGAAUCGAUUAGAGGAUCUUUUAUUAAUGGAUGAAGUAAAUAUGGAAUGCUUUAAGGAAACAUUGCAAUCUAAAGACGAAAAAUUAAACAAAGUGAUUGCUACGAACAAUCAAAUAGAUGUCAACAAUAAAACUCCUGAGCAGGAAUCAUAUCGUCCAGUUUGCGUAAAGUUUCAUCGCGUUUCUGCAAAUUGGAUUAACGGUCAACUGCCACCAACAUUGUGUAACGUUUCAGCAAUCAUUAAUCCGGGUGAACUGUACGCCCUGGUCGGCCCCGUAGGCUCCGGUAAAUCUUCCAUGCUUUACGUGCUACUGAAAGAGUUGGAUCUCGGUGCAGGUUCCGUGAUUCUCACGCAUGAUCCCGCAAAAAAUGUUUCUUACGGUAAAAUGACUAACUGUUAUCACAUAGAAAAUUCAAACAUACGCAUCUCCUAUGCUAGCCAGGAACCCUGGCUCUUUGGCGGCACUGUAAGAGACAAUAUAUUAUUUGGCCAACCCUUCGAUAAGGUCAGAUAUAAUGAGGUGACGCGUGUGUGCGCAUUGUUAAAAGACUUCCAACAGUUUCCACAGGGUGACAUGACAAUAGUCGGUGAAAGAGGCGUAUCUCUCUCCGGAGGUCAAAGGGCGCGAAUCAAUCUCGCGAGGGCAGUCUACAAGCAAGCGGAUCUUUAUUUGCUGGAUGAUCCUUUGAGUGCGGUAGAUACUCAUGUCGCCAAACAUCUCUACAAAAAAUGCAUCACCGAGUAUCUCUACGGAAAGACAAGGAUUCUUGUUACACAUCAGUUGCAUUUUCUAAAACGUGUGGAUCACAUUAUCGUGCUUGACCGGGGCUUCGUAAAGAUGCAAGGAAGUUAUAAAGAACUAAUAGAAUCAAACAAAGAUUUCAUUGAAAUGAUGAAUGACUUAAUAAGCACCGUAGAAGAAAAAAAGGAAGAAAACGCGAGAAAAAUAUCAGAAAUGUCUUUAAAGAAUAUGCUGAUAUCCAAACGUUUUUCGGAAGUGUCGAUCGCAAGCUCUGUUUAUUCAUUACCAAACGACGAUUUGACUUGUAUGGAAAACAAUCUGGAAGGUGAAGAGAUGAUGCGUGGUCAAAUAUCUAGUAAGGUGUAUAGAGACUAUUUACACCAUGGCGGGAAUUAUUUCAUACUGUUUGUGCUGCUGCUAGUUUUCAUCAUCAGCCAGAUUGCUACCACUGGCAAUGAUUACUGGCUUUCCUACUGGACCAAUUUGGAAGAAGUUAGGCGAAAUAAAGAUACUGCCGGCGCCAAUCAAAUUCAUAAAAAUUAUAUGAACAUGCGUAACGAUAGCUUCCUGGCAUCAAUCUUCACGUUGAAUUCGGACGGUUUGCUCAGUAAAAUAGAUGCUAUAUACAUUUACACAUUUUGCAUUAUCAUUUGCACCGUUACUGUAUUGUUCCGCAGUUUUCUCUUCAUGAAUAUAUGCCUGAACUCCAGUAUCAAUCUACACAACAUCAUGUUCUCCAAUCUGUUACAGGCGCGUAUGUCCUUCUUUAACAGGAAUCCUUCUGGUCGAAUUUUAAAUAGAUUUUCGAAGGACAUUGGAACGAUAGAUGAACUGCUACCAAGAAUAAUGCUUGAAGCACUUCAGAUGACCAGUGUAGUACUGGCUAUAUUUAUCAUGGUGGCAAUACUUAAUCGAUGGAUGAUAAUACCGAUAAUCAUACAAAUUAUUUUAUUUUAUCUGUGGACAAAGUUCUAUCUCAAAACUGCUCAAAGCAUCAAACGUCUUGAAGGAGUAACUAAGAGCCCGUUGUUUUCACAUAUAAACGCUACACUAAAUGGAUUACCGACGAUUCGGAGCAGCGGUAACAAUAUCGAGAAGAUGGUACGAGACAGGUUCGAUGAAUUGCAAAAUACUCAUAGUGGGGCGUGGUACCAAGUUUUGGCAUGUGGAACUGUUUUCGGCAUCGUUGUGGACACGAUUACGUGCUUGUUCAUGAUCUGCCUCUGCUAUUCCUUCAUAGUGAUAAGUGAAUAUGGCAAUGUAUCCGGUGGCGAUGUAGGUUUGGCAAUUUCGCAAUCACUAAUCUUGGUCGGCGGUUUGCAAUUCAGCAUAAAACAGAUAGCCGAGACUUUUUCGUUGAUGACAGCUGUGGAAAGAAUUCUCCAGUAUACAAAUCUUCCCAAGGAACCAAUCAUUACCUCGGAUGAUCCUCUACCACCUACGUGGCCAUCUCAAGGACGAUUAACAUUUAAAAAUGUCAGCAUGAAGUAUGACAAGAACAAUCCGUUUGUCUUAAAGAAUCUGAACAUGUCUAUUGAACCUGGUUGGAAGAUCGGUGUAGUGGGACGAACUGGUGCUGGCAAAUCUUCAUUAAUCUCCGCGCUCUUUCGCCUGUUUAAUGAAGAUCUAAAGGGUGAAAUUGAAAUUGACGAGCGGGAGACGGGUACGCUAAAUCUGCAGGAGUUACGUUCCAAGAUUUCCAUCAUACCCCAGGAGCCGGUGCUCUUCUCCGAAAGUUUACGCUAUAAUUUGGAUCCGUUCAAUCAGUAUGACGAUGUGAAGCUGUGGGAGGUGCUUCGAUUGGUCGAGCUAAACGAACUUGCGUUGGACCAAAAUGUCCUUUGCGGUGGCCAUAACUUCAGCGUCGGUCAAAGGCAGCUCAUAUGCUUGGCUAGAGCGAUCUUGAGAAAUAAUCGCCUGCUCGUUCUUGACGAAGCCACAGCAAAUAUUGAUUCCUAUACUGAUGCUUUAAUUCAAGAUACGAUAAGGAAGAACUUUAAAGAUUGCACUGUCAUCACGAUAGCGCAUCGUUUGAAUACUGUCAUAGACAGUGAUCGCAUUAUAGUGAUGGAAAACGGUUACAUCGUGGAAUUUGGCACGCCGUACGAAUUAUUACAUGACAAACCGAAUGGCUACUUUAAGCAAAUGGUGGAUAAGACGGAUAAUCAAAUGGCACAGAAUCUUUUGGAACAGGCAAAAAAUGCUUAUCUGAAAAAUAGAAAUAAUCGGAAUUUGAACCUAUCAACGCAAAAUUCCGGCGAGAGCGAUAUUAUAAUCACAGAACAAUCCAAACUAUAGAUUUGCUUAUACUAAUGAUACACACAGUAGUAUUUUGUUUCAACAGAAAUAACUUUGCAAUUGUUGUGUGACAUAAUAUAAUGUAAUAAAUUAUAAAGUG